AUGGCGGACGACGGGCUCGUUUACCUGCUAUCUCUUGAUGGUGGAGGAAUCAGGGGCAUAUCGGAACUCGUCAUACUACACGAGAUUAUGAAACGGCUCAAAGAAGUGGCUGGCCUUAAGGAAGAGCCCAAGCCGCGGGGCUAUUUCCACUUGAUAGGUGGCACAAGCACCGGAGGGACUUUUAAAGAGGCAACGCUCGACAAAGUCAUUCGAGACAUCGUGGCACAAAGGAGGCUAGAAAAGACCGUCAUGCUCGACACCGGCGGUGAAAAGGGCGUCACCUUCGUCUGCGCCGCUACCUAUAACGAUCACACCCCUUACCUCUUCCGGACAUAUCGGGCAAACAGCAGUCAAUCCGUUCCAGUUGCUGACGCGCCUGGGACCAUGACUCCAACACAUAACCAUGCCCACCAUGUCGAGAUAUGGGAAGCUGCUCGGGCAACGACCGCGGCACCGACUUUCUUCCAUCCCAUCUCUAUCAAAAUCAAAGCGGAAAUGGACGCGUACGUGGACGGAGCCCUGAGGUUCAACAAUCCCGCCCGCCUUGUGCUCAACGAAGCCGAAUCACAAUUUGGUUCCGGAAGAAAGCUGGGAUUUGUCUUGAGCCUGGGGACCGGGCUGAAAACCGCGGACAAAGGAUCCAACGUCGUUCCCAGCAUGGAAGAAGUGGCGAGAAACACCGAGCCCGUGAGAAAGAACAGCGGCGCCCUGCUGUCAAGGGGCACCUUCAAGGUGCUCAAACAUGCAAAGCAAUCUAUAACCGACCCGGAGCCGGCGCACAGCGCGCUAGAAGAGCGGUUCCGGGGCACGCCUUACGCCUACUUCCGUCUCAACUUGGACCGCGGCGCCGCGGAUAUCAAGCUUCAUGAGUACAAGAAGAUUAAAGCGCUACGAGCGGCCACCGAGCAGUAUCUACGGAAAGUUCAGGUGUUCGCGGACAUCGAUAAAGUGGUAAGCAUGUUGCACAAUAACGAAGGUGUCAACAUGCCUCUGGAUGCCGCGUUUUACAGACUUGUACGGAUCGCGGUGUGUGCUCGUUCUGUUCAUUCUCUUGCCCUUUCCGUGGGGUUCGCCAAUUUUGACACCAGUUAUCUCAGGUUUGCCCGGGUCUUUUGGAACAACGCCGCCACUGAGGACUGCAUUUACGAGUCCCCCAGGCUAAUGACAGCCACACUGUUUGGAGGGGAACCAAGUAAACCAGACAUCGGGCGUGUGCUCCAGUGGCUAGAGCGCAAUACAAAGGAAGAGUGGCUCUUGGUAUUCGACAACAACGAUUCGAUCGACAGCCGAGCAGAUGCUCACCUGGAUCGCGGAGUGCGAAGAAGAGAAGGGCGCCAAAAGCCCGCAGCUUCGCAGUGCGGUCGCGGCGCUGGCAACGACGAUGCAGCUCGCGGGCCAUAUCGACAAGGCCGAGAGCCUGGAGGCAACGUCGUUGGCGUGGUGCAGAGAGAACCCUAA
Molecule: messenger RNA, 1458 nt
Organism: Colletotrichum navitas
Lineage: Eukaryota; Fungi; Ascomycota; Sordariomycetes; Glomerellales; Glomerellaceae
Product: acyl transferase/acyl hydrolase/lysophospholipase
Exons: 4
Coding region: 1-1458 (485 amino acids)
Biological process (GO): arachidonate metabolic process
Cellular component (GO): membrane
Source: RefSeq, a predicted model, not a curated record